UGUGUGUAAGCGUUUUGUCAAUUUACAGAAAUAACAGGCCGCGAUCAUGGAGACUUUGAACGUAAAGGAGAAUCAAAAAAAGCUCGAUAAGAUAGCUCGAGUAUUUCAAUGGAAUCGGCGCCUCAUGUCGUUCCUCGGCCUCUGGCCCGACAGUCCCAACCUCCUCCUCUUCGUCCUGACCUUCGGCUAUUACUCGUACGACAUGUUCCUCGAGUACAUGGACCUGCUCGUCUACAUCGACCGACCGCAAAACGUCAUGCUGAAUCUCAUGGAGAACAUGGCGUUCACGGAGAUAUUCGUGCGGAUACUCAUGCUGCGCGUCUGGAAUCGUCAGUUCGGCGAGCUGCUGGCCGCGGCCGAGAAGGACUUCGAGGCCAAGAGCUACGACACGGACGAGGAGGUGGCCAAGUUCGUGCCCUUCUACGCCAAAGCCAAAUCGUUCAUGAAGCUGCUGAUAAGCAACACGGCCUUCACCGCCACGUCUUUCUACGUCAAGCCGCUUUUGGGACAGUUGGGCCCGGUUAUGGAUUACUUCGGGGCGAACGGCGAGCCGAACUCGACGCUGAUAUUUCUGCUGCCCUAUCGCUUCUACGUCCUGUACGAGCUCGACGACGCGCCCACGUACUUCUGGACCUACGGCUCGUAUCUGCCCUUCGUCUUCAUCAGCGGCUUCGGCCAGAGCGCGGCCGACUGCCUCAUGGUCACCCUGGUCUAUCAUCUGUCCGGACAGCUGGCCGUGCUGUCGAUGAGGAUCGAAAAGAUCGACGGCGACGCCAAGGAACUGCGUCGUCACGUGGCUCGUCACGCCAAAUUACUCAGGAUGGGUAAAAUCAUAGAAGAGGCCUUCAGUGCUAUCGAGUUCGGUCAUUUGAUCGGAGCCACGUCGCUCGUCUGUCUUCUGGGAUAUCAAAUUUUAGUGUGUCUAUCGAUCGGAGAAUACUCAGUGUUGGUCUCCUUAUUCGCUUUCAUCUUCUUGGUCCUGCUCGUUCUCUACGCCCACUGUACAGUCGGUGAAAGUUUAAUCGCGGAGAGCAAUCGAGUUUGCGAGGCUUACUACAAUUGCAAUUGGAUCGACAUGAGGCCGGAGAACGCAAGACUGCUAAUACUGUGCAUGGCCAGAUCGCAGAAACCCCUGCGCUUGACCGCCGGCAAAUUUACCGAUCUGUGCUACCAAACUUUUACCGACUCAAUCAAAACAUCCAUGGGAUAUUUAUCGGUAUUGAGAGCAGUCAUGUAGUUUUGAGAGUGGAAUUUUCGGAAUUCAAUAAUAAACGUUACAUCACAUCUUGCUAAACGUAUCGUACACUCCCACAGUAAAAACCAGUCAAUGAAUUGAAGAUAAAAAAAUAAAAUUUCAACUAUCAC
Messenger RNA from Trichogramma pretiosum, 1365 nucleotides. Its product is annotated as putative odorant receptor 92a. Gene Ontology annotation, cellular component: plasma membrane. Gene Ontology annotation, molecular function: odorant binding; olfactory receptor activity. The record is from RefSeq and is a predicted model, not a curated record. Gene Ontology annotation, biological process: detection of chemical stimulus involved in sensory perception of smell; sensory perception of smell. The transcript has 7 exons. Bases 47 to 1237 code for a protein of 396 amino acids. NCBI's taxonomy places the organism in Eukaryota, Metazoa, Arthropoda, Insecta, Hymenoptera, Trichogrammatidae.